Messenger RNA from Durusdinium trenchii, 1937 nucleotides. The record is from the annotation of a GenBank genome assembly. Lineage: Eukaryota; Dinophyceae; Suessiales; Symbiodiniaceae.
AGGCUUUGCUGGAUUUGGCCUUGAACCAGUAUGGGAGCUUCGUUGCUCGAUCCUUGCUGCAGGAUAGCCGAGUAGACGCGGAGGCAGCGUUAGGUCAUUUGCAAGUUCGCCAAGCAGAUGUGGAAGCCACCAAGCACGGGCAUCGCUUCCUCGUGGAUGUGGGUGUGGUGUCUUGAGCAGUGACCGAUUUGAUGCGGACUGGCGGACUGGCCCAAACUUGUAGGCCUGGGGUACAGAUCGGCCCACAGGUUUGACAUGGAUUGAAUAUUCUAGUUGAAAACACAUCGAGACAUGGAGUUGCUAGAUGAUGUAGCAUGUAUCAUGUAUGAUCAUGUAUGUUAAUUUUUUAAAUUCCAAACUGCUGAGUCAGUUCAACUGUACAGUGCAUGCACAAAGACGGGGUGACCAAGAAAAAUCAACGCAGCUUCUUGGGCGGGGGGGGGCCAGUUCACCCCUCACGCGACGGCAGUCGAUGAUUUCGAUGGCUGAAUCAGGAUCCUUUAAGCUGGGGGGUUUUGGAUUUCAUGGUUCUGGUCAGCCAUCAACUCAGCCGAUGAGACCUGGUCUAGUUGCUGCUUUGCUUGGUGUUUUGAGCUCAAAUCAAGCUGGAUAUAGCUAUAGAUAGUUUUUUUCGGCCGGUGCUACACGGUCCCGUGGGUUUUUCAUGUUCUCGAUGUCGAUGCCUGGAAUGGCUGGGGCAGAGCAAGGCUUGUCUCACAUGCAGCAGGUCAUCUAUUGGGUUCCCAAGAGCUCAGUUUCUGGCAAUGCGACAUGGUCGCCACAGAUCCUUCCUGGUCCUUUCCACACAGAGACCCCGCAGAUGGAGAUGCCCACGGUAGGGCCUACAGUAGGGCCUACAGUGUCGGCAGUGGCAGCGCAAGAUGCUCAAAGGUCUGAGGUGCUGCUGCAGACUCCGGUCGAAGCCAGCUGCACUUUGGUGACUCCUUGCAGCACGGAAGUAUUUGGGCAACAAAAAUAGAAGCUUUGCUGGUCUAGAGACAGGGUCAUGUAGAGACUGUAGAGAUGUCUAGACUCUACACUCUAGACUAGAGUUAACCAAGUUAUUUAUAUAUAUUUUAUAUUUUUUUUUCAAUGUUGCGGGCAUUGGUUUAGUCUUUUUAGGCCCCAGAUGACGACCUGGCAUCCGCACCUCGCAUGAGCUCCAGUGCUGCAAGACGCCUUCGCCGCAAGCGUGCGCUGGAGAGAUCCAGAGGGGUGCAUGAGCACGGUCAUGUUAGACAAGAUGGAGCGGUAGAACGAUCGGAGAGAAGUUCAUGCGACCUCACCAUCGAUGAACUUCGAGUUGAACUGCGCCGAAACACUGCACGUGGCAUGCAGCGUUUGCGUGGACAGGUGUGGCGCCUGUCACGCGAUGCAGCUGGCUGUCGACUGGUGCAAGAAGCACUUGAGUUGGGCGGUCGAGAAGCUGUAGAUUUGGCGCAUGAGCUGCAGGGCCAUGUCCUAGAAGCGGUGACCUGUCCACAUGCAAACUACGUGGUGCAAAAAGUUGUGUCACAUUUGUCGGUGGCUGCCAGCAGCUUCGUUGUCAGAGAGCUCCAAGGAAACGCAGUGCGUGUAGCCAAGCAUCGCUUUGCUUGUCGCAUUUUUUGCCGCCUUUUGGAAUUCUCUGGCACCAGUGCGACUUCACAACUGGUUGAUGAACUACUAGAGACUGGAGAGAACCUUUGCACACACAGCUUUGCGCACCACGUGAUUCAAUCCAUUUUGGAGCAUGGCGAAGAAAGGCACAAGCAUCUCAUUGCCAAGAUGUUGACUUCGGAGCUCUGGACACAUGCGACCCACAAGAACUCCAGCUACCUCAUAGAGAAAGCGCUUUGCUACUGUAGCCAGCAGGAUCAAGAAGUCCUGGUGGGGAAACUGGGUCAUCCUGAGGCUUUGCUGGAUUUGGCCUUGAACCAGUAUGGGAGCUUCGUUGC